Messenger RNA from Penicillium oxalicum, 327 nucleotides. RefSeq lists its product as uncharacterized. The transcript has a single exon. The record is from RefSeq and is a predicted model, not a curated record. Bases 1 to 327 code for a protein of 108 amino acids. NCBI's taxonomy places the organism in Eukaryota, Fungi, Ascomycota, Eurotiomycetes, Eurotiales, Aspergillaceae.
AUGCUGCAUUUCUCUGCGAAGACGGCUCCUCCGUGCCCUUCAUCACCACCACUUCUACACUUCCUUUGUCUCCCCUCAACAUCGACCAUCAUCCAAAUCCUAACGACAGGAACAUCCAUCUACGGUGCCAGCAUCCGUAACUUUAAGGCUGGCCUGAUAAUUCUCAAGGACAUCCUCCCGAAAGCGAUCACCCACUACGGACCCCACUCAGCCGGCAUCCUCACAACCACGCUCAUUGACGACCUCAGACCGCUCAUCGGCUAUGUAUACUGGUGCUCCAACAUCGCUCAAGAAGUCGCUCACGCGCAUGGCCAAGACGACCACUGA